AUGGAACCAACAGACAAGCAGAAGAGAGACAACAGGUGGAAGAACAACAGAGACUUGCUCCGUAUUCUGGAGCAAGAGAGGCGGAGGAGGCAGGUGGCUCCAGAGGAGAAAGAUCCAUUCUUGGAGAAGACUCCCCUCUUUUCCAAGCCCUACAAGACAGAUAAAGAAGAUGAGCUCUCAAGGCGCAUCAAGAACUUGCUGGGCGAUGUGGACUCCAAGGUGCUCCUGAGCAAUGAGUCCCCUCUGAAUCCCAGAUGGAUCCCAAAAAAGCCCCAAUCCAACUCCCAGGCCUCCAGUCACAGGCCAGCCUCCAGUAAGACAAAUCCAUGUGAGGACAUAUGGAGAGAAUCCUCACCAGAAUCACUGAGCACCAGACCUAAGCCUGAACAGAGCUACGGUGUCAGCAGUGAAGGUCUCUCAAAUGGGAGGUCAGAAACCAAAGCUCCACAACCCGAAAUCCUUCCUGAGCCUGUCAAGCCCAUGGUGCACACUGCUGUGCAGUCCAUUGAAGGAAUAUUGAAGGAAAUGUGCAGCCCCCUGCCCCCUCUUCUGCCCUCCCUUCAGUCACCUGAGAGAACAGAGACUUCCAAAUUUCCUGUGCAGGCAAAGGCAAAGAAGCCCUCUGAUGUGCCACCAAUUGAAGAAAUUUUCACGCCUGAGCCAUCAACUGCUAAAAAGUGGCGCCUUGACAACCUGGUGACCCAGAGAAAGCAAGGAUUAGUGGCAAGAGAGGGUCUCAGGGAAAUUGCCCGUAGGAAUGGACGUGAGGAGGGUGCAAAGCAGGAGCAGGGCAUCAGCAGCACUUCUUGCCAGCACCACUCCAAGGCAAGGGAGCCUCCUCCCAAGAGCUGUGGCCAAGUGGCCGAGGACACUCACAAGACCUCUGGCCAAACCACCAAGCAUUUUCACAAGACCUCUGGCCGAGUGACUCAGGCUCCUCUGGAAUCUCACGUUAUGAGCACACACAGCUCUCUGAAGCCUCUUGUGCACACCAAGGAGGCCUUGCCCAGGAAGACUGUGGGUAUCAAAAGGCCCAGCAAGCCCCUGGAGCAUGACAAAUGGAAAAAAGUCCGGAAGCUGGAGAGUGAGCCUGGUCUUUUGCAGGUCACAGAAGAGGCUAACAAGGAGCAGACCAAAGUCAAGAAAACAGAGGAGCUAAACUCCAUCACUAAAAAAGCCCUGCAGCUGGCACUUCACAAGCCCUCUGAGGAGAGAAAGGACAAGGGCUCCCAGCAGGCCAAGGCCAAAGGCUUUUUGGAUGCCAGGCUCCUGAGACAUGCUCAGGAAUGUGAUGCCCUCAUCCCCAGUAGCCACAGGCCUGGGGAAUGGCACAGGGAGAAAGUGCCCUUGCCUCCUGGGGAGAAGAAGUUGUUCUUGCCUUCGAGGAAGGCAGACUUGAAGAGGAAAGCCAUGAGGAGUCCUGAGGAGUCCCCUGGAAAGAAGAAGAGACCCAGAGCUGUGACUGACAACCUGGAGCUGCCUGCCAUGGACAACCCUGCCAGGAAGCAGGAUGGAUUCUUAGCCAAGCACAGGAAAGUGGAGGAAGACCCCGAGGAGCAAACCCAGGCCAUCACCAUUGGUAUCCAGGAGGGCUGGUGGAAGAACAACAGAGACUUGCUCCGUAUUGUGGAGCAAGAGAGGCGGAGGAGGCAGGUGGCUCCAGAGGAGAAAGAUCCAUUCUUGGAGAAGACUCCCCUCUUUGCCAAGCCCUACAAGACAGAUAAAGAAGAUGAGCUCUCAAGGCGCAUCAAGAACUUGCUGGGCGAUGUGGACUCCAAGGUGCUCCUGAGCCAUGAGUCCCAUCUGAAUCCCAGAUGGAUCCCAAAAAAGCCCCAAUCCAAUUCCCAGGCCUCCAGUCACAGGCCGGCCUCCAGUCAGAAGCCAAAGCUCCACAACCUGAAAUCCUUCCUGAGCCUGUCAAGAGCUCUCCAGUCCCAGCACAAGUGGGUGGCAGCAGCACAGCCCAGCAGCUCGGAGUCAGGGAGCACCAGGGAGUGCCACAGCUCCUCCGUCUGUGACAGAGAGAUCAGCUGCAGUGACAGUGAGGAGGACAACCUUCCAAGGGUGCUGGACCUGCCACCUGAGCCACCAACUGCUAAAAAGUGGCGCCUUGACAACCUGGUGACCCAGAGAAAGCAAGGAUUAGUGGCAAGAGAGGGUCUCAGGGAAAUUGCUCGUGGGAAUGGACGUGAGGAGGGUGUGAGGCAGGAGCCGGACAUCAGCAGCACUUCCUGCCAGCACCACUCCAAGGCAAGGGAGCCUCCUCCCAAGAGCUGUGGCCAAGUGGCCGAGGACACUCACAAGAACUCUGGCCAAACCACCAAGCAUUUUCACAAGACCUCUGGCCAAGUGACUCAGGCUCAGCAGGAAUUUCACGUUAUGAGCACACUCAGCUCUCUGAAGCCUCUUGUGCACACCAAGGAGGCCUUGGCCAGGAAGACUGUGGGUAUCAAAAGGCCCAGCAAGCCCCUGGUGCAUGACAAAUGGAAAAAAGUCCUGAAACUGGAGAGUGAGCCUGGUCCUUUGGAGGUCAGAGACCAGUCUUGCAAGCACCAGCCCCGAGUCAAGAAAACAGAGGAGCCAAAAUCCACCACUAAAAAAGCCCUGCAGCCGGCACUUCACAAGCCCUCUGAGGAGAGAAAGGACAAGGGCUCCCAGCAGGCCAAGGCCAAAGGCUUUUUGGAUGCCAGGCUCCUGAGACAUGCUCAGGAAUGUGAUGCCCUCAUCCCCAGUGACCACAGGCAUGGGGAAUGGCACAGGGAGAAAGUGCCCUUGCCUCCUGGGGAGAAGAAGUUGUUCUUGCCUUCGAGGAAGGCAGACUUGAAGAGGAAAGCCAUGUGGAGUCCUGAGGAGUCCCCUGGAAAGAAGAAGGUGAGAGGGGCCAGGGCAAGUGGGUUUGGACAAUGA
This is a messenger RNA of Passer domesticus (house sparrow), 2907 nucleotides long. Its product is annotated as AF4/FMR2 family member 1-like. The record is from RefSeq and is a predicted model, not a curated record. Gene Ontology annotation, cellular component: super elongation complex. NCBI's taxonomy places the organism in Eukaryota, Metazoa, Chordata, Aves, Passeriformes, Passeridae. Bases 1 to 2907 code for a protein of 968 amino acids. Gene Ontology annotation, biological process: regulation of gene expression. The transcript is spliced from 13 exons.